UGGUCACACUUCGUCUCAUUAGCAUGAGGAGCUGUAUAAACCCCGCCGCCACUGCAGAAUUUUGAGCUGUGUUGAAGGCAAGGCAACAAGCGUAUCUGACUGGCUGCGCGUAAGGAGCAAGUAACUUUCACUUUCAGCACAGUUCAGUUCAUAAAAGCGGAGGGAGCUGCAUGGAGAGCUCGCUCCAGAGGUGAACUGCGCGCAACUGCUUUGGCACACAAUGAGGCUGCUUACCGAGGGAGCAAGGAAGAUGAUGGGGGGCAAAUUUAUAACUUAUUGCCACCGGUGGAUUUUUAUACUCUCACUCCAUCAAUUUUUAUUCGCCUCUUGGGCUCUGUCCGAAGGAAAUACUAUCCGAUACCAGACUAACGAGGAGGACGCACCAGGUACGGUCAUUGGAAACCUCGCCAAGGACAUGUCCUUGAGUCUGUCUCAUUCCUCCAAGACCAAUUUCAGGAUGAUGAAACAAUUCAACGACUCAUUCAUCAGGGUAAGGGAGAGCGACGGGGAGCUGGCUGUCGGGGAACGAAUUGACAGGGAGAGGAUCUGCAGACACACUCCACAGUGUGUGAUCACUUUUGACGUGGUUAAUUUCUCCAAAGAUCGCUACAAAUUGAUUCACGUUGAAGUGGAAAUAAAGGACAUCAAUGACAACUCUCCGGAGUUUCCAAACAAGGAAUCCGUGGUGGAGAUCUCAGAGAAUGCAGCAGUUGGCUCCCGCAUCCCUUUGGACCCAGCUGCGGACGCAGAUGUCGGGUCAAACUACAUCCAAAGCUACCAAAUUUCUGUUAAUAGUCAUUUCACCAUUGAUGUGCUCCUGAGAGCGGAUGGGGUUAAAUAUGCGGAAUUGGUGCUAAUGAAAGAGCUAGACAGGGAGACUCAGUCAUCAUACACUGUGGAGCUGGUCGCCACAGACGGAGGGAACCCGUACAGAUCGGGGUCAACAAAGAUAACUAUCAAAGUGACUGACUUCAACGACAAUAGUCCCGUUUUUGACCAGAACAGCUUCUCUGUCAGUUUGCCAGAGGACGCACCGGUUGGCACAGUGAUCCUGGACUUGAACGCAGUGGAUGCUGAUGAGGGGUUAAACGGGGAGGUCGUUUACGGGUUCGGGAAGCAGGUUUCUCACGAGAUCCGAGAACUUUUCCGAGUGGAUAAUAAAUCGGGUCGCCUGACGCUCAGGAGCCCCGUGGAUUUUGAGGACAAAAGCACCUAUGAGCUGGACGUGCAGGCGACUGAUCUGGGACCCAACCCGACCCCCUCCGUGUGCAAAAUCAUCAUCCACGUCACCGAUGUUAAUGACAAUGCCCCGGAAAUCAGCAUCACCCCGAUGACCUCCAUCACGACGGGCAUCGCGCACAUCAGCGAGGCGGCGGACAAGGACAGUCUGGUGGCGCUCAUCAGCACCCUGGACAGAGACUCUGGAGUCAACAGCCAGGUCCACUGCACCCUGUACGGCCACGACCACUUCAAACUCCGCCAGGCGUACGAGGACAGCUACAUGAUAGUGACAGCAGCAGCUCUGGACAGGGAGAGGAUCAGUGAGUAUAACCUGACGGUCAUAGCUGAGGAUUUGGGGUCACCUCCACUGAGAAAAAUCACCCAGUACACCAUCAGGCUCAGCGACGAGAACGACAACGCCCCUCACUUUGCCAAAGCUGUGUAUGAAGUUUCAGUGGUGGAAAACAAUGCCCCGGGCGCUUAUAUCACCACAGUGGAGGCCAGUGAUGCUGAUCUGGGCAACAAUGGGAAAAUUACUUACAGACUGGUGGACAGUGUCAUCAUGGGCUCCCCAGUGAACACCUUUGUGUCUCUUAAUUCAGUGUCUGGCUCCAUAUAUGCCCUGAGAAGUUUCAAUUAUGAAGUGAUGAAACAGCUAGACAUACACAUUCAAGCCAGCGAUGGGGGGUCACCACAGCUGCAGAGCACAGCUGUCAUCAGAUUAAAAAUAGUUGAUCAGAAUGACAACCAGCCCUCUAUCAUAGAGCCCCCCCUGUACAAGGGAUCUACUGAGGUUUUCCUGCCCAAAGAUGCACCUGCAGGUUAUGUGGUAACCCAGAUAAAGGCCACAGAUGCUGAUGAAGGCAUAAAUGCACAGCUGUCCUAUAAAAUCACCGAGGGGGGACACCUGGGUUUCUCCAUCAACAAAGACACUGGGAAGGUGCACGUGAGCCGACAGCUGACGUAUGAUCUCGCAGACAGUGUCAAAGUCACGGUGUCGGUCAUCGACAGCGGAUCCCCAGCGCUCACCUCCACAGCCAUUAUUCACUUCAGCUUCAUAGAAGGGACUCUGCCUAGUUUGCCUUCCUUGGCUGAAAAUGGCAGCGAGGAGCUCUUUGAAUGGGACAUGUCCAUAGCCAUAAUCAUUGUCCUGGCAGGGAGCUGCUCUCUCCUCUUGCUGGCUAUCAUCCUCAUCACAACCAUUUGCAGCCGACGCAAAAAGGAGACGAGGGAAGCGGAUGACAAAGAAGACUUACCGAAUGUGGAGAAAGUGGAAAGUGGUCAUAUUGAUUCAUUGAUUGCCAACCACAAAGGGAAAGUGUUUGAUACCCAUCCAUUUCCAGAGAAACCUCCAAUGGCCGGCAGCAACACAACAGAGGCAGGCUGUGAGGACGGCAGGCAGACAGCAGGCAUCUUUGAGUCAAACAGCAGGGUGAUGGAGGGUAAACUAAAGGGUUAUUCUACACUGCCAGGAUAUGGGAAAGAAACUGUCAGGCCGAUAACAAUAUGGAAGGGCAAUUCAUUCACAACAAUCUCAGCAAGAGAUCCCCACAUCAGUGGCAAGGACAGUGGAAAAGGGGACAGCGACUUCAAUGACAGCGAUUCAGACAUAAGUGGAGAUGUGCACAAAAAAGAGUCGCCACCCACCAACAGUCUCUGGGCAUGUACAAGUGAGUGCAAAGUGCUGGGACACUCGGACCGAUGCUGGAGCCCUUCGGCUACAAGGCCCAACACGAGCAUGGCCUGUGGACCACAUCUGUCGACGUUCUCCAAGACAGCUUCACUUCCCCGGGACACCAGGAGGGAAAACUACUACCCAGCUCACAUACCCAAAACCAACGGUCUGCAAAGUGUGUACGAAAAGGUUCAGCACCAGGAGUUUGAUUAUAUCCUUGUUGGUCCACCAACUCCAGCCAGAAUACAAGAAACGGAUGAAAUUUCCAUCCCAGAGUACACAAACUCUUAAAAUGGCUUAGAUGAAAGAUCAAAUGGUCAUUAAAAGGAGGUUCUGUCUUUCUACUGUACAGUACUUUUAUCUUAAUUGACUCUGUUGGAUUGUUGCAGUGUUUUGUAGUAUGUCAUGUGGCUCAUAUAAGACUGUUCAUUGUAUCAUGUGUAAUAUGCAAGAUUUUCUACAUUGAUAAUAUAUUUUUCAUAAUGAUUCAGUGUAAAAAGGAAUUUUAUUAUGGAUUUUUAAGAGCAUGUGUUACUAUUUAAGGGGCAUGACCUAUGGACAUUUAGGCUGCUAAAGGGCCUUUCUGCUGUGGAAAACAAUCAAUAUGAAAGAUUGCCAUGUUUGUGGUAGAUUUUAUCACACUGUUGCACAAAUAAACAUUUAAAAGCAAA
Molecule: messenger RNA, 3567 nt
Organism: Acanthochromis polyacanthus (spiny chromis)
Lineage: Eukaryota; Metazoa; Chordata; Actinopteri; Pomacentridae
Gene: pcdh8.2
Product: protocadherin-8
Exons: 3
Coding region: 221-3187 (988 amino acids)
Biological process (GO): homophilic cell-cell adhesion
Cellular component (GO): plasma membrane
Molecular function (GO): calcium ion binding
Source: RefSeq, a predicted model, not a curated record